GGGGUUGGGUCAGCGAGAGGCCGGAAGCGGGGCAGAGCGGCGCCGAGGGGGAGGGCGCUCUGCGCGCCGUGGGGGGGGGAGCUCUAUGAGGGGCGCCGCCGUCCCCCCCCCUGCACCCCCAUGGCGCUGCGGGACGCCCCCUCCGCCUGCCCGGCCCUGUGGCGCUCGCUGCGCUGCCCGACGGCCGAGCUGCGCCUGGACCUGGUGCUGUCCUCGGGGCAGACGUUCCGGUGGCGGGAGAGCAGCCCCGGUGCCUGGACGGGCGUGCUGGGCGCCCGCGUCUGGACGCUGGUGCAGGAGCGGGACCGGCUGUGGUACACGGUGUACGGCGAGGAGCCGCCCGGCCCCGACACCGACGGGAUCCUGCGGGACUACUUCCAGCUGGACGUGGGGCUGCCGGCCCUCUACCGCGCCUGGGGGGCGGCCGACCCCCACUUCCGUAGGGUGGCCGGCGACUUCCCAGGGGUGCGGGUGCUGCGGCAGGACCCGGUGGAGUGCCUGCUCUCCUUCAUCUGCACCUCCAACAACCACGUCGCCCGCAUCGCCGCCAUGAUCGAGCGCCUCUGCCAGGCCUUCGGCCGCCGGCUGUGCCAGCUGGGCGCGCGGCCCUUCCACGCCUUCCCCUCCCCGGCGGCGCUGGCAGGCAGCGACGCCGAGGCCAAGCUGCGGGCGCUGGGCUUCGGCUACCGGGCCAAGUACGUGAGCGGCAGCGCGCGGGCCAUCGCCGAGGGGCUGGGCGCCGAGGGGCUGCGCCGGCUGCGCGCCGAGCCCUACGCCGAGGCCAGGAGGGUGCUGUGCGCCCUGCCGGGCGUGGGGACCAAGGUGGCCGACUGCGUGUGCCUGAUGGCGCUGGACAAGGCGGAGGCGGUGCCCGUGGACACCCACGUCUGGCGCGUGGCGCGGCAGCACUACGGGGCCGCGGCGGGCGCGCGCUCCCUGACGGCCCGCGUGCACCAGGAGAUCGGAGACUUCUUCCGCGGGCUGUGGGGACCCUACGCGGGCUGGGCGCAGGCAGUCCUGUUCUGCGCCGCCCUCCACAAGGGGCAGGAUGCGGCCGGCAGCGGGAAGCGGGCCAGGAGGGGCCGGGGCCGGGAGAGCUGCGGGGACGAAAAGCCCUAAAGGGGGGGGGGGGGGGGGGGUCACGAAGCCCUAAGGGGGGAUCACAAAGCCCUAAGGGGGGGGGCACGCGGCCCUAAGGGGGGCCAGGGGCAGCGCUGUGGCUGUCCCCCCACCCGCUGCGCGCCCAGGGGAGCUGCUGGCGCCGAGGGAGCUGCUGGCCCCAGGGGGGGCCGAGCCGAGCUGGGCGGCUUUCGCCUGUUUCCUUUAUUACAAGCAAUAAAAUAGAAACAU
Molecule: messenger RNA, 1350 nt
Organism: Cygnus atratus (black swan)
Lineage: Eukaryota; Metazoa; Chordata; Aves; Anseriformes; Anatidae
Gene: OGG1
Product: 8-oxoguanine DNA glycosylase
Exons: 8
Coding region: 121-1119 (332 amino acids)
Biological process (GO): nucleotide-excision repair; base-excision repair, AP site formation; base-excision repair
Cellular component (GO): nucleus
Molecular function (GO): damaged DNA binding; 8-oxo-7,8-dihydroguanine DNA N-glycosylase activity
Source: RefSeq, a predicted model, not a curated record